AUGGGUCAUUGUCCUGGUGGGUCAUUGUCCUGGUGGGUCAUUGUCCUGGUGGGUCAUUGUCCUGGUGGGUCAUUGUCCUGGCGUGGCAAUGCAGCGAAGAAGGAGGGCAUGUUGCCGUGCAGCCCGUUGCACUGGAUGGAGCUGAUGAGACACAGCGAGGAGGGGAGUGAGGAGCGGAGAGAGGAGGGGAGUGAAGAGGGGAGUGAGGAGGGGAGUGAGGAGGGGAGUGAGGAGCGGAGUGAGGAGGGGAGUGAGGAGGGGAGUGAGGAGCAGAGUGAGGAGAGGGUGGGACGGGAAGCAUAG
Molecule: messenger RNA, 303 nt
Organism: Closterium sp. NIES-65
Lineage: Eukaryota; Viridiplantae; Streptophyta; Zygnematophyceae; Desmidiales; Closteriaceae
Source: the annotation of a GenBank genome assembly